GCUAUCAGCUGUUGGAGCUCCACAACAACAACAAAGAAGAACCAGGCCGCGGAGGAAACUUCGGCUUUUUAUACUUGAACAUCGUCUUAUUUCUUCCGAGAAGGAACAUCCGGGUUCUGUUGGUCCUGAGGACCCGCGUCUACCUCAGCUUCCGGGUUCUGAAGCGGACUCGCGUUCUUCUUCUGCGGCGGCAGGUUUUUGAUUUAUCGUCUCGUUGACUCGACCUCGACGCCGAGCGAUGUCCAUCCAGCGUCUGCUGACCCUCAGAUGAUCGCUGACCACACGCUGUUGUUGCACUUUACCUUUCCGGAGCCUUCCUGCCCCCGUGAAUCCCGCAGCUGAUGACCAAAGUGCCGGCCACGCCUCCCCGCCAUCGCCCCGUGCCGCGAGCCCUCCCCAGCCCCUCCCUCCUCCUCUCGCCCCGGCAGGACGCCACGGCGGGAUGUUUCAGAGGUUCACCAGCGCUCUGUUCGGGGAGGAGGAGCUGAGCCGGAGCAGCGAACCUGGAGACAGCAAAGAGGAGGAAGAGGAGGAGGAGGAGGACUGGAUCCUGGUCAACUACCUGGCUGAAGCCUGCUCCGGGCAGCGUGCUGACGGCCUCUCUGGAUCCUCUGGUGCUCAUGUAGAGGAAGAGGAGGAGGACGAAGACGAUCUGGUGAUGAUUCCCUCUCCGAUGGCCACCCCCCCCAUCCGCUACGCCUCCUGCACCUCCCUCAACUCCACGACUGACACGGACCCGGAUGGCGGCGCCGAGGAGGAUGAAGAGGAGGGGGAGGAAGAGGAGGGCGGCUUCCAGCGCCUGGACGCCUGCUCUCUGGAGGAGAGCUGGUUUGUCACCCCCCCGCCCUGCUUCACCGGCCGCGGCCGCCGGCCCCUCCUCCUGGAGACCAGCCCUCUGGAGAACCUGCUGAUCGAGCACCCCAGCAUGUCCGUCUACACCCACCGCAGCCCCCCCCGGCUGACCAUCGACCCCCUGCCGCGCUCCCUGGACCGGGAGCUGGACUUCCUGUCCGGCAACGUGCCGGCGCCCCCGACCGCCUCGGGGGGGAAGGAGAAGGCGAGACGCACGCUGGACGGCCCACGCCACAGGCCAGAGGUGGCGAUUGUCCCGCGACGCUCCAGCCUCCACGCCGCCUGCUACGCCGCGGCGCUCUCCGCCCGCUCCGGCCUCGUGCAGCAGCGCUCGGGCGGCGCCGCCCAACGCACGCAGCUGCUGUCCCGCAACGCCCUGCGGCGCCUCAACCUGCUGCGCCCCCCCAAGACCAGCACCAUGCACCUGCACCAGCCGGGCCAGAGACACCUCAACUACUGAGGCCAGGGCGACCUUCAUCCCCCUCCUCCUCCUCCUCCUCCUCCAGCCCUUCAGCAGUGUGGAGACUCCACCCACACACAUCUCACCAGCAGCGAAUCAUCAGCCCUCACUCACACACAUCUGCUCCAGAAUCUGAUUGGACGGUGAAAAAGGGAAACUGGCUGGUGAUGUAGCACCUCCUCAUCCUCCUGCUCCUCCUCCUCCUGCUCCUCAUCCUCCUGCUCCUCAUCCUCCUGCUCCUCAUCCUCCUGCUCCUCCUCCUCC
Molecule: messenger RNA, 1576 nt
Organism: Limanda limanda (common dab)
Lineage: Eukaryota; Metazoa; Chordata; Actinopteri; Pleuronectiformes; Pleuronectidae
Gene: tp53inp1
Product: tumor protein p53 inducible nuclear protein 1
Exons: 4
Coding region: 443-1312 (289 amino acids)
Biological process (GO): positive regulation of DNA-templated transcription; autophagosome assembly
Cellular component (GO): autophagosome; nucleus
Source: RefSeq, a predicted model, not a curated record